ACCAAAAACGUUUCUGGUUUUUUCUCCUCCACCAGUUCUCUCUAAUGGCUUCCAAAAUCCAUAUGUUCAGGCAAUCAGCCAUGGAAGCUGGAAACCCUGGGAAGUAUUAUAUCAAUCCGUCUGAGAAACUGAUGAGCAAAGUAUCUGAUUGGGAAGUUGUAGAACAUGAAGAUGCUAUUGAGAUGAUUUUCUACAGGGCUGGUUUUAAGGGUAUUCCAAUUUUAGGCAAAAUAUACUACGAUCAGGCUAUUGGCGAUUGUGAGAACAAGGAUGACGAGUGCAGUUACAUAAUGAAUACUGAUUAUCUUGAUGGUAAGAAACUUAAUGGUGAGGUUACAGACGGGUUUUAUAAGGUUUACAUUCCUAAAAUCAAAGGUUAAAAUAAGAAGAAGGUUCUAUAUAGGAGGAGUACAUGCUGAGUAUUACUAGUACUAGUAACGGAGAUAGAAGGUGGUUCACUUGGUUUUUAAAUAUGAAAAUUUCUUUCUAGUCUUUUUUUUUAUUUAUUUUCUUAGUUUUUUCCUAGGAUUUCUAGUUUUAGUUUCUAGGAGUUUUUGAGAAUGAUUGGUAUUUUGAUCAUUAGUGGGCUUAGUGAAAA
This is a messenger RNA of Papaver somniferum (opium poppy), 598 nucleotides long. RefSeq lists its product as uncharacterized. The transcript has 2 exons. Lineage: Eukaryota; Viridiplantae; Streptophyta; Magnoliopsida; Ranunculales; Papaveraceae. Bases 45 to 380 code for a protein of 111 amino acids. The record is from RefSeq and is a predicted model, not a curated record.